AUGAAGUUCUCCACCAUCCUUACCGCAACCACCGCCCUCCUGACUGGUGUCAACGCCGUGCCACGUCUUAUGGAGGUCCAAAGCACCGAACUUUGCUGGAGGGCCUGCUUUGGAGAGAAACCACAUUGUCCCGAGGGAUGGCAUGCCAAGAAAUUCGGGGAAUGCCACACUUGCUGUAGGAGCGAGGAAGAUGAUGGCUCGGUGGCCAACAAGCUUGACAUGUUUUGGUAG
Aspergillus pseudotamarii is the source of this 231-nucleotide messenger RNA. RefSeq lists its product as uncharacterized. The coding region runs from base 1 to 231 and encodes 76 amino acids. The record is from RefSeq and is a predicted model, not a curated record. Lineage: Eukaryota; Fungi; Ascomycota; Eurotiomycetes; Eurotiales; Aspergillaceae. The transcript has 3 exons.